Messenger RNA from Knipowitschia caucasica, 1266 nucleotides. NCBI's taxonomy places the organism in Eukaryota, Metazoa, Chordata, Actinopteri, Gobiiformes, Gobiidae. The record is from the annotation of a GenBank genome assembly.
AUGAGUGUUUGUGAUCGGAGGGGGUUUGAGGGGGUCAAAACAAAGGCGAUAGAUGAGUGUGAGAAAAAGGUUUGUGUGUCGAAAGGAGGGGGGCGAGGGGCAAAAGCAAACGAGACAAGAGGAAGUGUGAGAAUGAGAGCAGGAUAUGAAGCGGCUAGAACACUGCACCUGGUUUGUGAUACUGCUGUCAGGCUCUAUUCAGGCGUCAGUCUCAAUGGGGGCGUGUCCUUUGUCUCGUGUCCCGGCCUGCUCCAGCUGAAGUCCAUCUGGGCCCUGGGGACAGAGGCUCAGGGACAAAGCUCCCGGAGUGUGUGGAUCCUGGCUUCGCUCUCUCACAGCGUGCCAACCGUCCCUGUGAAGAAUCUUAACGGAUCCAGUCCUGUUCACCCUGCACUUGCUGGAAUCACCGGGAUCCUGAUGAGUGCUGCCGCUCUGCCCGUGUGCCUGACCCGUCCGCCCAAACUCGUGCUGCAUCCUCCUCCCGUCUCCAAGAGCGACAUCAAACCAGUGCCCGGCUUUGGACACUGCUGCCGCAAAACCACCAAGAAGCAGACGCGCAAAGGUAAAACUCCAGAGGAAGUGGUGAAGAAGUAUCUACAGAAAGUCAAGAGUCCGCCUGAAGAGGACUGUACCAUCUGUAUGGAGCCUCUGGGGGGGCCCUCGGGGUACAAAGGCCCCGGUGUGGGCCCCGUGUCCAGGGCAGAGUCUGUGGGACGCCUGGCUCAGUGCAGACACCAGUACCACUUCCAAUGUCUGGUGGCGAUGUACAACAACGGAAACAAGGACGGCAGCCUGCAGUGUCCCACCUGUAAAACCAUCUACGGGGUGAAGACGGGGAACCAGCCCGCGGGUAAGAUGGAGUAUCACGUGAUCCCGCACUCUCUGCCCGGACACCCCGACUGCAAAACCAUCCGCAUCAUCUACAACAUACCACCGGGCAUUCAGGGACCAGAGCACCCGAACCCAGGGAAGCCUUACACUGCCAGAGGCUUCCCCCGACACUGCUACCUCCCCGACAGCGAGAAAGGACGCAAGGUGCUCAGACUGCUGCUGGUGGCCUGGGACCGAAGGCUGAUCUUCUCUGUGGGCACGUCCAGCACCACCGGAGAGUCCGACACUGUCAUCUGGAACGAGGUCCACCACAAGACAGAAUUUGGCUCCAACUUGACGGGCCACGGUUUCCCAGACGGGGGACAUUUGGACAACGUUUUGGAGGAGCUCAGAGCGCAGGGCAUCACGGAAGACGAUGGACUGACGGAGAAAUGA